Messenger RNA from Melampsora larici-populina 98AG31, 954 nucleotides. RefSeq lists its product as uncharacterized. Gene Ontology annotation, molecular function: ATP binding; protein serine/threonine kinase activity. Gene Ontology annotation, biological process: protein phosphorylation. The coding region runs from base 1 to 954 and encodes 317 amino acids. The transcript has 3 exons. NCBI's taxonomy places the organism in Eukaryota, Fungi, Basidiomycota, Pucciniomycetes, Pucciniales, Melampsoraceae. The record is from RefSeq and is a predicted model, not a curated record.
AUGAUGCGAGCCCUUGGAAGAGGAACUCUUAAUGUUACGACCAUUUCUCGAAGCCGUAUCAGCCCUGGUUGGAAAGCUGGUUCAAUGCUUACUAUCAUCACAACUCAUCCUGACUCACCUGAUCUUGAUCAAAACAUACUCGAUCGACUAGUAUUUGAAAAGGCCGACAUCAUGUAUUAUGUCGAUCGUCUUGCAUUGAUUGGAAGUGGAGCGUUUAUGAACUGUUACAAAGCAAAGGUUGUAAUCGAGGGUCAAGUGCGAGAUAUGGUUGCUAAGCAGGGAAUAGGAGCUUCAAUCAGUAUUGAAAGCUAUCAAGCAUUGGCACAGCGCUAUCUACAAGCAGAAAGGUGUAUAGAGAUGUUCAAGCUUGCUGUUCAGUCCCAUCGAGAUGAUAUUCCAAAGGAUAUCCAUGAUCUAUGCCAAAAAAUACGGCUUGUCAAAAACUUUAUUGUACACCGAGGACGCUCGGAUGAUCCUAAAACAGCCGACAUAUUUUUAUUUGAAGAGAAGAUUGAAGGAAAUUUUGUGAAAUUUUUUGGUAAUCUAUUCUUUGGAAUCCCCGAGGACAAGGAGAAUGAAACCAUAUAUCAGAUUAUGCAUACAUUAUCACACAAAACUUAUCAUGAUAGCUAUGGUAGAUGGAUGAUUGCAGAUAUUCAAGGAAAUAAAGACGGGCUACUCACAGACAUCGCUAUCAUAGAUGAAGAGUACCCAUGGACUAUGGGAAACACCAACCGACUUGGUUUGAUUGGAUUUUGCCUAACAGCAAAAUGUAACUCCUUGUGUAAGUAUCUUGACCUCCCACCUCCUCGUAGUGCUAGAUACCCCAAGCUUGUGAAUGGUGUAGUGGUUGAAGGGACUGAGAACAAUUUUCCCGUGCUGGAUUCUGAUGCUGAGCGCUCAUGGGAAUUAGAGGCUGGUAUCCGUUCUAUUUGUGCAUCAACUCAUUGUUAA